AUGCUCGAGCGCCCGCGGCCGCCGCGGCCCGCACUGAGCAGGCGCCUCCGGGGGCGGGGGCCUGGGGGCGGGGAGGGCCGGGCCGGAGGGCGCCGGUGUCCGGCCGGGCGGGGGGGUCUUCGGGAGGGCCGGGCCUGGGGGCGCCGGUGUCCGGCCGGGCGGGGUGGGGGGGCGGGGGCUGGGGGCGGGGAGGGCCGGGCCGGAGGGGCGCCGGUGUCCGGCCGGGCGGGGGGGGUCUUCGGAGCGGACGGGGUCGGCCGGGAUGAGGCGGGGUGGGUGGGGUGGGGGUCUUCGGGAGGGGCGGGGUCGACCCGGAUGAGGCGGGGUGGGUGGGCGGGGGUCUUCGGGAGGGGCGGGGUCGGCCGGGAUGAGGCGGGGUGGGUGGGGUGGGGGUCUUCGGGAGGGGCGGGGUCGGCCGGGAUGAGGCGGGGUGGGUGGGGUGGGGGUCUUCGGGAGGGGCGACAGCCGUCCCAAAAACGGGAGCUUGGCGGUCAGCCCUGGUGGGUUCCUGGUUAUGCAGUCUGA
Messenger RNA from Lepus europaeus (European hare), 525 nucleotides. RefSeq lists its product as uncharacterized. Lineage: Eukaryota; Metazoa; Chordata; Mammalia; Lagomorpha; Leporidae. The record is from RefSeq and is a predicted model, not a curated record. The transcript has a single exon. Bases 1 to 525 code for a protein of 174 amino acids.